AUGUCUUCUACUUGUCCACUCAGUCGUAUGGCUGUUGUUCAGGAUAUGGAUACUGCUGCCCACGUAGAUAGUGUCUGUUGUCACGAUGGUUGCGGUCCUUCGGGGGCUACGUGUUGUGAAAGUGGUGGUAGCUGUCCUUCGGGUUACACUUGUUGUACCAAAGAUUGCGCGCCUGCG
Ambispora leptoticha is the source of this 177-nucleotide messenger RNA. Lineage: Eukaryota; Fungi; Glomeromycota; Glomeromycetes; Archaeosporales; Ambisporaceae. The record is from the annotation of a GenBank genome assembly.